AUGAUCAGAUUUGAGUCAUCAUCACCGUUUUAUCAUUCAUCUAUCGAUGGUCUAUUAGGUUCAAUUUUUCCUCAUCCAUCUUCACGAAAUGAUUCUCUUCGUUCAAAUCAACAACAGCAUCAACAACACCACCACCAACAGCAUCAACAACACCACCACCAACAAAAACAACAACAACAUCGUCUAUCUUAUCCAUCAUCGUUCAAGAAUCAACAAAAAAUGCCCAUUUUAUCUGAUAUUUCAAAUCCAAUCAGUAUUAAUAAUACGAAUAAUAACAAUAUUCAAACAUUACAGUCAAAUAAUAGACAUUAUUCAUCAUCAAAUUAUUCUCUUCCUAAAACUUCUAAAUUGCCUGUUUCGAAUGUUUAUCGUUCACCAUCGACAACUUUCUCAUCAUCUCCAACUGUUCUUCGUUCAACAAAUAUUCGGUGGGAUUCAGAAAUUAAUGUUAAUCUAAAAUCAUUACCAUUAAUAAGUCAAAAAGCAAAUUUUCAUAUACAAAAAAUUCAUCCAAUUAAUAAUACAAAUAAUAUUAAUAACUUAAAUCGUUCUGAAUCAUUAAAAUAUUUAUCAAUCAAUACUACUCCUACUCCUACUCCUACUACUCCUCUUACUACUACUACUACUAAUAAUAAUAAUGCACUAGUCUAUAGUGACUUUUAUGUUCUAUUACCACCUGUAAACCAAAGAUUUAAAUUAGAUGCAAAACAGUUUUGUGGUCUCGCACCUAUACGUGAAAUUGAAAAAGAUAAUAUUCAGAAACAAUUACCAACAGUUAAAUUGUCACAAAUAAAUACAUCAUAUUUUACGAAUAAUAAUAGGGCUAAAAUAAAAACAACGCAUAUUGAAAUAGUAGAUAUACAGAGACCUGCUACGAACACUCCUCCUACAUCGACAGUAGUCUCAGAUAAGACUCAUUCGCCAUCAUCAACGACACUUCAAAAUACGAAUAAUACUGCGUCCUCGCUACCACAAUCUGAUUCAUCUCCUACAAUUAAUAGUGUACUAUCGACUGAUUUUUCGUCUUUAAAUACAAAUGCAAUACAUAGUGAUUUAUUACCAAUAGAAUCAAAUAUUAAAGAACAAGUUAGUGAUAAUGAAGAUGAAGAUGAUGCUCAUGAUAUACGAGGAUCAGAUGAUGAUGAACAAGAAGAUCCAAAAGAUUAUUGUAAAGGAGGAUAUCAUCCAAUUACAAUUGGAUGUAUAUUUAAUCAACGUUAUCAUGUUAUUAGAAAAUUAGGAUGGGGCCAUUUUUCUACAGUAUGGCUAUGUUGGGAUCGUAAAUCGGUACGUUUUGUGGCUAUGAAAGUUGUUAAAAGUGCUCGACAUUAUACCGAGACAGCAUUAGAUGAAAUUAAACUAUUGUCACAUGUUCGCGACACGGAUCCAUCUGAUCCAUUUCGUUUAAAAUGUGUACAAUUAUUAGAUGAUUUUAAAGUGUCAGGUAUUAAUGGUACUCACGUGUGUAUGGUAUUCGAAGUACUUGGUCAUAACUUAUUAAAAUUAAUAAUACGUUCUAAUUAUCGUGGUAUACCGAUAGCAAAUGUUAAGACAAUAAUUAAGCAAGUUUUACAAGGUCUUGAUUAUUUACAUAAAAAAUGUCAUAUUAUACAUACUGAUAUUAAACCAGAAAAUGUGUUAAUGUGUGUCGAUGAAGAACAUGUACGAGCACUGGCUUACCAAGCAGCCGAAUGGCAUAAACCAGGAAUUAAACCGGUUGGAUCUGCUGUGGCAACGGCACAUAUUGUUAAUAAACAAGAUCCAUCAAAAAUGUCCAAAAACAAAAAGAAAAAAUUAAAAAAGAAAGAAAAAAUUAAACAAAAAAUGUUAGAAUUAACCCAACAACAAAUACAAGAAGCUGAAAAACAAAAACAAAAUCUUCUUAGUUCACCAAGUCAAAUUAAUUUAAAUAAAUUGGUUAUCAGUGAUGAUAACAAUACACCAGCCGAUAGUUUGAAGACACCAACAACACCAGAUGCUAAUCUAGUUGUCAACAAAACAAAGUCGUCUGAAAUCAUUUCUCCUCCAGUUUUAAAUAGUACGAAUAUCAAUGGAUAUAACGAUAAAUCGCAUCAGCAACAAUCAAAACGAUCGCAAUCAGAUGAAACGAAACUUGAACCUUUAGCUACUGUGUUUAACGGUAAAGAAGAUGACGAUGAAGAAGACGAAGAUGAAACGGAACUGAAAGAUAAUGCAGCAACAGAUGUAACAGUAACAAAUGGUAGUGAACGAACGGCCAAUAAUAAUAAUAGUACGCCAACAACCACAACAAAUAACAAAAGACAAUCGGAACAAUCAUUAAAUGAAGCAGCAGCCCGUGCCGCAGCAGCUGCCAUUGCUGGAGAUAAUUUAAAUAAACCAGAACCAAGUGAUACCGUAUCAGCAGCCCGUCCAAUGGCUGAACGAACACCAAAUCCUGUCACAGAAAUUGUACCGGAAGAUAUUUUCCAAGUAAAAAUUGCUGAUUUAGGAAAUGCCUGUUGGACAUAUCAGCAUUUUACGGAAGAUAUUCAAACACGACAAUAUCGUUCGUUAGAAGUUAUUUUAGGAUCUGGUUAUGAUCCAUCAGCUGAUAUAUGGAGUGUUGCUUGUAUGGCAUUUGAAUUGGCUACUGGUGAUUAUUUAUUUGAACCACAUAGUGGUGAAGAUUAUAGCCGAGAUGAGGAUCAUAUUGCACAUAUUAUUGAAUUGUUGGGAGCUAUUCCUAUUGAAAUAGCACAUUCAGGAAGAUAUUCAAGAGAAUUUUUUAAUAAACGAGGUCUGCUUCGUAAUAUACGACAUUUGAAACCAUGGGAUUUAUUUCGUGUUCUAACAGAAAAGUAUAAAUGGCCACCGUAUGAUGCAAUUGAAUUUACUCAUUUUCUUGAACCGAUGUUAAGCUAUGACGUUCGUAUUCGUGCAACAGCAGCCGAAUGUUUACAAAAUCCAUGGAUUACGGGUGAACCUCUAUUUCCACCGGAUGACGGUUUAACAUAUCCUGAAAAUGAGCAACUUCUACAUAAUUCUGCCAUAAACAAUUUAUUUGAAUAUCGUGCAUCGAAUUUAAUGAAUAGUCAUAAUGAUCGUUAUUCUCCACCAUUAGAACAACAUCAGGUACCUGGUCAACAACAUAUGUACAUGAACUAUGAACGCGAUAAUGAAGCAGAAUCAAGUGAAAUGUCAACAGAAGAUGAAUCAGAUAAUGAAACAGAUGAAGAUGAUUAUGAGGAUCAAUCAUAG
Didymodactylos carnosus is the source of this 3219-nucleotide messenger RNA. The record is from the annotation of a GenBank genome assembly. Lineage: Eukaryota; Metazoa; Rotifera; Eurotatoria; Philodinida; Philodinidae.